Molecule: messenger RNA, 2235 nt
Organism: Piliocolobus tephrosceles (Ugandan red Colobus)
Lineage: Eukaryota; Metazoa; Chordata; Mammalia; Primates; Cercopithecidae
Gene: ARIH1
Product: ariadne RBR E3 ubiquitin protein ligase 1
Exons: 15
Coding region: 646-2043 (465 amino acids)
Biological process (GO): protein ubiquitination
Molecular function (GO): ubiquitin-protein transferase activity; zinc ion binding
Source: RefSeq, a predicted model, not a curated record
GAUAGCAGCGGCCGUGGAGGUGGCGCUGGGGACUGAUUUCUCUCGGAGGCCGGAGAGGAGCCGCGUCUGACUGAGGCGGGCAGCAAGCGGCCCCCUCGCUCCCUCCCUCCCUCCUCCGCGCCCUCCCCGCCGCCACCAGCCGUCAAACGCCAACCGCCGCUCCUGGGGAGGAGCCGCGGCCCGCGGGGCCGGAGCCAGGCCUGCGUCCGGACAUCAGCCGGAGCCGGAGCGAGAGCCGGGGCCUCGGCGUCCCCGCCCUCUCCCCGCCUCGGCCAGCGUCCGCCGGGCCCCCGCGCGUCGCGCCAUGGACUCGGACGAGGGCUACAACUACGAGUUCGACGAGGACGAGGAGUGCAGUGAGGAGGACAGCGGCGCCGAGGAGGAGGAGGACGAAGACGACGACGAGCCGGACGAUGAUACCCUGGAUCUGGGCGAGGUGGAGUUGGUGGAGCCCGGCCUGGGCGUCGGCGGGGAGCGGGACGGACUGCUGUGCGGGGAGACGGGCGGUGGCGGCGGCAGCGCUCUGGGGCCCGGCGGUGGCGGCGGCGGCGGCGGCGGCGGCGGCGGCGGGCCGGGGCACGAGCAGGAGGAGGAUUACCGCUACGAGGUGCUCACGGCCGAGCAGAUUCUACAACACAUGGUGGAAUGUAUCCGGGAGGUCAACGAGGUCAUCCAGUGCAUAUUGGGUACUUCCAGAAGUAUGAAUUCAGUGAUGCAAAGGACAGGCGGGCUGCAGCAGCAAAGAAUCCAGCAACUAUCACAAGAAUACUCCUUAGCCACUUCAAUUGGGAUAAAGAGAAGCUAAUGGAAAGGUACUUUGAUGGAAACCUGGAGAAGCUCUUUGCUGAGUGUCAUGUAAUUAAUCCAAGUAAAAAGUCUCGAACACGCCAGAUGAAUACAAGGUCAUCAGCACAGGAUAUGCCUUGUCAGAUCUGCUACUUGAACUACCCUAACUCGUAUUUCACUGGCCUUGAAUGUGGACAUAAGUUUUGUAUGCAAUGCUGGAGUGAAUAUUUAACUACCAAAAUAAUGGAAGAAGGCAUGGGUCAGACUAUUUCGUGUCCUGCUCAUGGUUGUGAUAUCUUAGUGGAUGACAACACAGUUAUGCGCCUGAUCACAGAUUCAAAAGUUAAAUUAAAGUAUCAGCAUUUAAUAACAAAUAGCUUUGUAGAGUGCAAUCGACUGUUAAAGUGGUGUCCUGCCCCAGAUUGCCACCAUGUUGUUAAAGUCCAAUAUCCUGAUGCUAAACCUGUUCGCUGCAAAUGUGGGCGCCAAUUUUGCUUUAACUGUGGAGAAAAUUGGCAUGAUCCUGUUAAAUGUAAGUGGUUAAAGAAAUGGAUUAAAAAGUGCGACGAUGACAGUGAAACCUCCAAUUGGAUUGCAGCCAACACAAAGGAAUGUCCCAAAUGCCAUGUCACAAUUGAGAAGGAUGGUGGUUGUAAUCACAUGGUCUGUCGUAACCAGAAUUGUAAAGCAGAGUUUUGCUGGGUGUGUCUUGGCCCGUGGGAACCACAUGGAUCUGCCUGGUACAACUGUAACCGCUAUAAUGAGGAUGAUGCAAAGGCAGCAAGAGAUGCACAGGAGCGAUCUAGGGCAGCCCUGCAGAGGUACCUGUUCUACUGUAAUCGCUAUAUGAACCACAUGCAGAGUCUGCGCUUUGAGCACAAACUAUAUGCUCAGGUGAAACAGAAAAUGGAGGAGAUGCAACAGCACAACAUGUCCUGGAUUGAGGUGCAGUUCCUGAAGAAAGCAGUUGAUGUCCUCUGCCAGUGUCGUGCCACACUCAUGUACACUUAUGUCUUCGCUUUCUACCUCAAAAAGAAUAACCAGUCCAUUAUCUUUGAGAAUAACCAGGCAGAUCUAGAGAAUGCCACAGAGGUGCUCUCGGGCUACCUUGAACGAGAUAUUUCCCAAGAUUCUCUGCAGGAUAUAAAGCAGAAAGUACAAGACAAGUACAGAUACUGUGAGAGUCGACGAAGGGUUUUGUUACAGCAUGUGCAUGAAGGCUAUGAAAAAGAUCUGUGGGAGUACAUUGAGGACUGAGAAUGGCCCUGCAUAAAAUGAACUCUGAAAACUUUACCAUCUAGAGUGCUCAUGCAAUUAAAACAAAACAAACACAAACAAGGAGGCACUAAGCCUAUUCUGACACCACUGGUCUGUAGUACCAGAAUUGUUUUGUUAACGGAAAGUUUAAGUAAAUUAUAUUGUAAUAAAAAAGGUAGAUAAACCAUUGUA